GGGCCAUCGCCGCAGCCGACGCCGCCGCCCUCGUGGACGCGGUGGUCCGGGCUGCCAUCGGGUGCGGGUGCUGGUGGGCCCUAUGGCUGGGCGCUGAGCACACCUCGGGUUCUGGUGCCGCGGUCGUCCGCUUCGACCGCGCCGGGAGUGGCGUCGAGACCAAGGGCAAGCCCCAGCAGUCGGCGGUGGGCUUCGACGACUUAGUUGAGUGCGGCGAGGGCCAGCGUCGCGUCGCCAAGUCGCAGUCGUUCACGAAACAGCUGGCGGGCUUGCGCAAGCAGAUGCAAGAGCUGGUCGGCAACAGCGGUGGCGACGGGCAGCUGCAGGAUGCCAGGCGGAAGCAGACGACGUUCCAGUCCAAGGGGGAGGCGGCUGAGCAGGCCGUGGAGAAGGCGCGGAAGGCGUUGGAGCAGGCUGAGCAAGACGAGACGGAGGCCGCCAAACAUGUCCUCGAGCUGGAGUCCAGGAUGCGCGUCGUCGUGGCGCAAGGGGCCCCAAUGCAGAACGGCAGCCCCCCGUCCAUCUCCGAUUUCAUUCCAGGGUUCGAGACGACCACGGGACAGUUUGGUAGCGUCGUGCGUUGCCUGGGCGGCGGUGGACGCUUUACCGCUGAUCUCGCCGCUCUUGCUGCGAUGGUGGACCAGCUCAAGGAACGCGCAGUCCCGUCGCAGCAGCCGCCCACCCCCGAGACGGCAGGCCACGGCGACGGAGGCACGCAGCCAGGCGGAGCCCAGCCUGGCACGCUUGCGGCGGCCGCGGCUGACGACGGCAUGCAUGUUGACGAGGAGGCGACCACGCACCUGGACAGCCUGGACGCAGCCACCUGCCGUGGGCACCUCCGCAGCGCGGGCAUCGACGUGCCCGUGCCUGAUGAUGAUGCGCCCGACGAUCCUGCACCGUUGCGAGAGCAGCUUAAGCGGCAGCUGGCAGGAACUGGCACUGCCAUCGAUUUCUUCGCGGCCAGCCGCAUGCUCGCUGCGCGCCUCGGCCCAGCUGCUUGCGUGGCCGAGUCAGGGCUAGCAUGGAUGGUCGUGGCGUUGGCGCAGCAGCUGCGAAGGCUUCGAGCGCUCGGCAGUUGGUCCGAGGCGGCGCCUUUCCAGGGGUCGCUUGCAGGUUGCAGCCACGCGACGGGCGUGCUUUUCGCUUUCGCGCAUCGGGCGCCCAGGCGUUUGAACGAUAUUACGCCGCCCGUCACGCCCCGCGCGUUGGUGGGCGACGCGUCUUCGCGGCUGGUCGCCCAUGACAGAACUCAUGGGCGCCAGGUGCAGCCCCAUUGUCGCGUCCGCGGUGCACUUGGAAUCGCCGACGGGCGCAUGUGGCACAUAUGCGAUGGGUUGGUGGACCGCGAGGGCACUGACCCGCAAGGAGAGGCCGUGCCCGAGGCCUUUGUGGCGACCGUGAGGCCAUUGCUCUGCAAUAGGAACACCAAGUUUUGUGAUCCGCCUGACAGCCAGCGAUCGGCGGUUGACGAGUGGUUCCCCAAUUCCGGGGUUGAGUUCAGGCUUGCGCAGAGCGAGGCGGUCCGAGUUGCGCGCGACGCGGCCGACCGUCUGGCCCCUCCCGACCCCAUCGACCCCUCUCGCCAGCUCGGACGCGACCCGUUCUC
This is a messenger RNA of Prorocentrum cordatum, 1606 nucleotides long. The record is from the annotation of a GenBank genome assembly. Lineage: Eukaryota; Dinophyceae; Prorocentrales; Prorocentraceae.